Molecule: messenger RNA, 615 nt
Organism: Strongyloides ratti
Lineage: Eukaryota; Metazoa; Nematoda; Chromadorea; Rhabditida; Strongyloididae
Exons: 2
Coding region: 1-615 (204 amino acids)
Source: RefSeq, a predicted model, not a curated record
AUGUCUACAGGACAAUUAUUUUUUGAUUCUUCACAUUUUUCUGCUAUUAAUGCUGUAACAGAUAAUGAUAAAAGUUUUGAAUUUGAUAAUACAAUUCCAGUAGCAUCUAAUUUUGGUAUUAAUAAUCUUAAUGGUGGAAAACAUUCAUUAUCAAAUUAUAAACCUAUAUCAUGGGAUAUAUAUUAUGGUACAGAGUUUAAUGAAAAACCCACCUCUUUAACUUCUGGUGUGGCAGCUGGUAUAACAAUAGGUGUCUUUUUUGCAGUCUUUCUUUUAACAUUUGGGUGUCGGUUGUACUCCUCUAGAAUAGAUGACAAUAAUCAUUCUUCUGAGGCAAAUGAUAGAAAUACAUUAUCAUCAGUAACAUGUGGUUUAGCACCAUGUGAAAGAGCCUGGAUUUGUACAGAUCCAAGAGAACCACCACCACCAUAUGAAGUAGCUAUUACAAUGCCAAAAGAAAUUCCGGAAACUGUUUUAGAAAGUCCUGAUAAUUGUGAAUUACCUGCAUGUGCUGUUGAUAGGGAUGCUUUAGGAUUACGAUUAAGUUUAAUAAUACCACCACCACCACCUGCAACUCCAGAUCCUGUAUAUGAGAGUGAUAGUACCACAACAUGA